Messenger RNA from Porites lobata, 19443 nucleotides. Lineage: Eukaryota; Metazoa; Cnidaria; Anthozoa; Scleractinia; Poritidae. The record is from the annotation of a GenBank genome assembly.
AUGCCUUCUUGUCGCUGCGUCGUUCAAGACUGUAGCAACAAGUCAAAUCCUAAAUUAGGCAUUUCUUUGCACAAGCCGAAGACUAGCUUUGAAAGACAGAAAUGGAAAGCCUUCGUCCGAACACAUCGCGCUAACUUCAACCCCAAAGGGCUCUUUAAGAUUUGUUCAGUUCAUUUCACUGCCGAUUGCUGCGAGCGGGCAGUUCAUGUACCUGGCGCUCUGAGAGUUACAGUUGCCGGAGCCAUUCCAACGAUUUGGAAGUUAGGUGAAGCGGGCAAUUCCAGUGCCAUGUCAGCGAGAGACCGGCGUAUGGUAAGUAUUACCGCUAAAACAUUGUAGACCUUUGAUCCUUGUUCACACGUACACUUCCUGGGAUCGUGGCAUUUCAGCUUCAAGCUGGCAUAAGUAAGGGCAAGAUGCUCCGCACCAGAACAUCUUUUUUUCUAAAGCACAGACCUAAACUACAUGCACACUGAGUAAUGAACAGAUAUGACAAGAACUGAAAGCCCAAUAGUGGUUUUGUCGUGUUUCGCGCGUUCGAGCGAAAAUGAAUGAGUCACUUAUACAGUGUUUUGAUUGCCUUCACUGCAGGCGUUCAACUCGUAAAACAAACAAUAUUUUUUGGUUCUUUGAGACUGCAAGAUCAUUUAUUAAUGCUGAACUGUAAAAUCUUGGUUAAAAAAUAAAAUUAUGGAUUUCCCGAUCAAUAUCUUUACACCUUCAGUGUUUUUUUUUUUUACUGGAAAACUAAAUUCUGGUUUGUAGGCAAUGAAACAUAUCCUUGCCGUGCACGAAGCUACAACCAGUCGCAAAAAGACUUGAGACAUUGUACCUAAUUUGGACGUCAAGGAUAUUUAUAAGGUCCUCGCGUUUUAGACCACCCCUCUCCCUUCUCAAAGUUGGUCACAAUAGGAGAUCAUGCUGAAAUUUUCGAAGAACAACAUUGAAAAUAGGGGAGGGUGAGGGGAGUUGCUUAAUCUUACAGAUGUAGGAUUUUAUGCGAUGUUUAGUAAGAAAGAGUGUUUUCCAGGUCAAGUGUCUCAACAUUUUUGCAACUGGCUGUCUGAGCACUGUGACCAUGUGUACGGACCCGGUUCUUUUAUCGAUCGGCUUAAUAGUUACUGUAGUGAUGUCUAUUUAGGAGGAGUUCCCAAAAAAUAGGGUUUCAUGAUAUUGGCUUGUGCGAUGUGAAAAUGGCAGACGAAAAAAGGCAAUUUUCAGCUGUUUUAAGGAUGACAUAAUCGGUGCGACUGACGUUUCUUUCGGGUACCAAGGUACAAAACAUGCCCGCAUUGACAAAUAAACAAGCAGCGUGAGUUUUUUCCCAUUUCAUUUGUCUGUAACGAUGUCAUUUAAACGUAAUUACUGAAAAAAAAAGGUGAAACAAGUUUAUUAGCGCGCGUUGGUUGAGCAAACAGUCCUAAGAUAAACAAGAUAAGGCACUACUCACGUGUUAGAAAGGUACAUAAAGGAACGGUGCGUUGUGAUCGCCUGCCAAUCAAUGGAGAGAGAUUGAUGCACAGUAAUCAAUAUUGGAAAUCAAACGUUAUCGAAGGUAGUCUCGAAUAUUCCCUAAUUUGUAGGAAUUAUUUCAAGUUACCGGUAGUCAUAUUUCACAACAUUUGACGUAAUCACACUAAGGUGAUUUGAAAGUUACUCUGCAUAGACUACAACAUUGAUGUUUGCGCGGCUCGCGGGUUACGGGGUUAUUUCUUUGCUGCUAAAGUGGUUUGCAAUGGAUUUUCUCCAGGAAUAUGAAGGUAGUGAUUCGGAAGCGACAGAUGUUUAUAACAGCACAAACAUUGACGUUAAACCUAGCGACAAGGGUGCUUCAACGAGUGUUCUAAAUGUGAGAGCUGUCCGACAAGUGUAUUUAAUCACCUAUAGUCAGGUGGAUUACACAAGUUCCCUGACAGAAAUUCAUUUGUGCAAGCUGUUCUCCGCUCUUUUGACAGUAGUAACACAAACGUUGAACACUGGGUUUGUUGUAACGAAGUGCACAAAUCCACGGGGGGAUACCACUAUCAUAUGGGAGUGAAGCUACAGUGAGUAGCUACAGUGAACAACGAGUGUUCUAAAUGUGAGAGCUGUCCGACAAGUGUAUUUAAUCACCUAUAGUCAGGUGGUUUACACAAGUUCCCUGACAGAAAUUCAUUCGUGCAAGCUGUUCUCCGCUCUUUUGACAGUAGUAACACAAACGUUGAACACUGGGUUUGUUGUAACGAAGUGCACAAAUCCACGGGGGGAUACCACUAUCAUAUGGGAGUGAAGCUACAGUGCUGUAAAAGGUGGUUGUCUUGUAAACGGUACCUAGAAGAAAACUACGGUAUCUCCGUGUACUGUGGGGGGGGACAGGGGGGUGACAACCUCCCGCUUCCCGUACCCCGUUCUCCCGCCUCCCGUACCUUUUUGUUCCUUUGUCUCCCGACUCCCGCCCUUUAUUGUAUUUUUCCCGUCAUCAUGUAAAUUAUAAAGAUCAGAAGCCCGGGUUUAGUGUUAAAGCUGUAGGGUAAUUUGCCAAAGAUGAAAAUUGUUACAAGUCAGUUUUCUUAGUUAAACUGAGUUUUCACUAACCUGGUUAUCUAGGUUUGACCACCGCUUCUGACAUCCCACUACAGUGACAAUAGUCUCAGUCCACUGUGCAGUGUAAUAGCUAUUGCAGUCAUCAAAGAUGCAUUAACAUGCAUUUAGGAAUCCCGCAAUUACGGGGAUCAUGCCAAAAUGAAGUCGAAGGGCCAAACGUUACGAUAGAGUUCAGUACUCCUGUCUAGUUCCCAGCGUUUAAUUGUACUAAUUGCAUAUCCACCGCGGUUAGUUUUCGUUAUUUUUCGUAAGAAGUCGUAAGCUAUAAAAACUGACUUCAACGAGACAAUAACUGCAUGUUCGUUAACCGUUUGCAUUUUAAAGCGUUCAGUUUAGUGCUGCUGGAGUAUUAUUGUUAGCUGGUUAUCAAAUCUCAAACCUAUUCAUGUUUGCUCGAGAAGUUGUAUCUUUCAUCAAACAUCGGCGGGGAGGUUUAACGGUUAUACAUACAUUUUUACAUCGGAAUGAUGCAUCUAUGUCCGAUUUUAACAAGAAGCAUUUGAAGAAACGAAUGCUCUGCUCUUAUUGGCUUAUUACGAGUUAAAUAACAGGACAGGGAACAGGUUGCAAUAUGUGUAAAAAGUGCCCGUAUUUUGCUAUAGUAAACAAACUAGAAAAAGUCUUCCAUGCGCCGAGGAGGUCGCACUGAUCUCCUCCUACUCCAAAUGUUAGUUAGAGCAGUAAAGUCUGCCUCCUCUUCCUCCGAGUCGAGGGAACUUUUCUAAAAUUACAGUGCAAAGUGCUAGGAAAUGACACCUACCGUGCAGUUCGUAAUCUUUGUUAUCUAUGAAGUCCAACCGGACAGCGUCCCACGCUGUUUGACUUCCUAUUCUAAUAGGCAGUGCUUUGGCCUUAUCCAAAACAAAAAUUGCGUUGUAUAUCUAACCACUCCGCACUCUCCAGCACGAUCGGUGAAUUUGCAUUCCCUGGACACAAGUUUGCACCACGCCGUAAAAUCUUUAGUGUUUUGCAAACUACAAUCGUACGGAGCGAGCUCCCAGGAAGGUCUUCCAUGUACGGAUUUUUCCACACCACACCGAAAAAUACUUAGACCGAUUAAAAUGGUCUUUGACGACAUUUUAUGCACCUAUCAAUGUAAUGCCGGCGGGGGAGGCAGGGCAUAGGGUGGGGAUUUGACUUUUUUCAAAAAUUUGCAAUCAAAUUCCCUGCCCACGGGCAAAUCAUUCCAGCCAAAUGCAACCAAAUUUCCCCACCCCAGGCUGCACAUUGCUGUCAGUCCCAAGGCAGCACCAAAGAAAGGCACAAUAAAAAUAUCUCCAAAUAAAACUCUGCAAUCUUUUAUAAACGUUGCUGCAUCACCAAAGAUAUAUGUUCCUGUUACAGCUGCAAUUAUACGUUUUAACCAUAAUCCGUGUCACACUGGGUAGAAUACAUAAACCUUUAGGAGAAAGUCCACAUUUUGAAAGUCUAGAUAUACCAUUCUUAGUAAAGGGUACAAACAAAGUCAGUUUUAUCAGUGAUUGUAGCGAACGAGCCAUACACUAAUCAACUGUACUUGCAAAAAUCGGCUCGGUUUCUCUUUACUUCCGUUUACUUUGAUACCACAUUAUAUUAACAGGUUCAAUUGAUCAAAAACACCCUAAAACAAACGAAAUUUGAAGACAAAACAGUGAAGUCCACUCAGCCUUCGCUUGCUCUCAUUGGCCUCCAUGACUUCCUGAUCUUUUCAAACCGUAUGGCGCGUGCGUGAAGCGUAGAAGCGGGAAACACAUGUUCGGUCUCAGUCUUUUUCGUGCGAGUCGGCAGUCAAAUAUCUCCACGUCGGGCGAAGAAAGAUUCAAGUAUCCCCUCCCCCGGGAGAACAAGAUCAGUUAAAUGCCCUACCCCAGGGACAACAAAGACAAUCAAAUCCCCACCCUAUGCCCUGCCCCCCCCCCCUCCGGCUUUACAUUGAUAGGUGCAUUACCUGCGAGACAGGUCAAACAGACGAGACACUGACACGACUUACACAGUCGACACACGUGCACAUGUGUCACGCCACCUCAUUCAUGAGGACUCGUGACCUAUGAUGUAACCGACUUGGAAAGGUUUCCAAUUUCACCAGAAGUAAUGCUCUUUUUUCAAUCCCGAGUGCGAAUUUACGUUUUUUGACUUUUCUCGCAUUAAAAUUUUGAUUUAGGGCCUCGGAGAACGUUAAAUGGAAGUCAAGAAACGUUGUUGAGUUCGUUUCUUUGACUGGAUGAUGAGCAGUAACAAUUAACGAAAGCUUGCCUUUUGGAAUUUCUCUCCCGCUUCCCGCCAUCAUAGAGAUCCCGCUUCCCACCCUUUCUUCUCCCGUCUCCCGUACCCCUCCCGCCCCCUGUUCUCCCGGGCUCCCGCCCCCCUGUCCCCCUCCACUGUACUUCUCCGACGUACAUCAUAACUAUUACAGUGCGUGGAAAUACACAACGAAACAGGAUAAAUUUGUUGUGGAAAGUGACGGUCAUCCCAACUUGUCCGAUUGUAAAGGCCCUAAAACUGAAACAGCCUCACUUUGCCGGAAAAAGUACAUUGAAGAUAGUGACGACGAUGAAGAGGAAUUCUCGGAGGAGUUCUAUGAAAGUCCUUCUGAUGGUGCGAGUGAGACAUGCCAUGAAAGUGAUUCGAAAGGUAAAAAAAGGAAAAAGCGCUUGUCUUCAUUUGAACUCUCAGAAAUAAUUGUAACAAAGGAAAUAAAAACUCACACGCAACUGUUGGCUUAUGCGAACAACCAAAAGUGCGAGGGAAAAAAACGACAUUGCACAGUUUAUCGUCAACAGAGGGCCCCGCGUAGUCUCAGAGGUUUUAACCACAGCGUGGGAAAUGCGGAACGCGCAACAGAAGCUGGAAAGAUCACAGAAAACUCGUGUUCAAAUCUUACAAGAAGCAGCACAAGGCGAAUGUAUUGAUGGUUGUAAUGGAGAGUGGCUCACUUGUGCAUGUGAGGUGUUACAACAAAACGGUAUUCGAAAGGAAACUUUUACAAAGGCAAUAAAAGAACUCCUGGAAAAAGGCCGUAGCAAAUUUGGAAAUGUUAUGAUCUGCGGCCCAGCAAACACGGGGAAGACAUUUCUACUAAACCCACUCACAAGUGUGUACAGAACUUUUUGCAAUCCCGCUUGCACGUCUUUUGCGUGGGUUGGAGCGGAAGACACAGAAGGCAUUUUCUUAAAUGAUUUUCGCUGGUCAUCCCAAAUAAUACAGUGGCAUGAUUUUCUUCUUUUGCUUGAAGGACAGAUGGUGCAUCUUCCGGCACCCAAAACUCAUUAUGCUAAGGACAUUGCUUUGGAGAAAGAUACUUGUAUUUUCUGUACAGGAAAACAGCCUUUCGUUUAAAUUAAAAAUGGCGUGAUCGAUGAGCGAGAAACGGAGAUGAUGUCUGUAAGAUGGAAGAUGCUUUGCUACCUUUAUAUUACAAUGAUGACAAGGUCGUUUGCGUUAGGAGAGAAGUGACAAGAAAUAGCUAACUAAGCACUGACGAUCUACACGGUCUACACAGUCUACCACAACAAGUGACUUUAAAAAUACAUAUGAUAUCAUAUUUCUUACUGUUGUGAUGGUAGACCGUGCUUAAUAUGGUAGACCGUCAGAAAAUGAAAUAGGACAAAGAUAAGUGUCUAAUUCCAGAGUGAAUUUUAUUUGAAAGCAUUUCUUAUGAAAUAGGAUUGACUAGAAAUAACAAUCGAGCAAAGGUUUUGUUGUGUGUUGUGGUUGUCUUUGAAACGUCAUGCAGUGAUUCCCAACAUGUGACACUAAACCUAAAUAGCGUGACAUUAUUUUUUACGUUACAAAAUAAAGGAAAUAUUAAACUCUGUUACUCUGAAUCGAUAUGCCCCCCAUGCUAUACCCUGACCGAAAAACAAAUAUCAUUUUCUUCAGUAUUUGGUACGACGACCUCUGUUCACUAAAAUUUAAUCUAAUCGCUCGUACAUUGAGGCGACAGUGUUGUCAACAACUUCUCUUCGUACCGAGUACAAUGUACUUUCUACUCGUUGUGCAAACUCUUCAAAUGUCUCUGAUGUAAUAUUAUGUCUUAUGGCUUGCCUUCUCAACUCACGCUUUACUACACUAAAGACAUUCUCGAUAGGAUUUAAAUCGCCGCUCCGCUUAGGAAUAGGAAAUAACUUGCCACCGACAUCUUUCAAAGCUUUUCUCGCCUUUGCACAGUUCAAAAUAGGACAAUUAUCUUGCACAAACAGCUUCAAGCCACGUUUUCCGCUCUUUCUGAACAUUUUCGGGAAAUUUCUUCGCACAAAAUCCGCCACAAAAUUGCCAUCCAGCUUAUUAUACUGUUCGCAAUAAAUAACACCCUUUCCGUAUAAUAUAGCUACAAUCAUUUUUACAACUCUCCCCCCUGAGUCCACAUGAGAACCCUUCGCAGUAUAUGUGAGUCCUUCAUUUCACUUACGCCAAACCUUCCCGUGAGGAGCUCUUGCAUCAUUCAUAGGAUUGCUUUUAUGAUAAAAACUCACCCCAUCGAGGUAGAAACAAAUGUCAGUUUUAAAAAAGUCUUUAGAAUAACUACUUUGAACAGUUCGCGCAAAUUGAUGUCUCUCUGCCUAAUCCUUUUCAGUUAGCAUUCCUUUCCUUCUUGCUUCCAUGAACCCAUACCCCAGCUGCUUUAAAGUUCGAUUCAUGGUGCACAAAGAAACAUGAUGUAAUCCCGAUUCGGCUCGUAAUUGGUGACACGAAAAAUUUCCUUCCGCUAUGCGGAGCCUUGCAAUAUUUCGUACGAUAAUUUGUUCAUCCCGCAGACUGAUUAGCUGAGGCCUCCCUCGUAACUUUCUAUCUUUCUCGCAUUUCUUUGCGUUUAAACAACGAUAAAUAGAUCCGCGAGAUAUUCCACAGAGAUCUACUAUUUCCUGCACAGUCAAGUCACCUUCUUCACGCAGAAAUCUCACAUAUGCCUUGCUUUCAGCGUCUAUUUUUCCUGUGUAAACCAUGUUGUUUUAUGCCACGACAGAAGAGCAUGCGCUAAGUUACGUCACAAACAAAAAGUACAAAAUUCGACGACUUCGAACGAGGUUUUUGGAGUACAGAAUGUGCAAUUAGAAACCUCCAAUGUGUAUCAGUGUACUAAGCAGAUGUUCUCUUUUACAAAUAACCUGUGAAAAUUUCCCGGUCUUCUAAUACAACCGCGAAAUCGAAUAACAGCUUACCUCUGCAUUUAGACAACCAGUCGCAAAAAGACUUGAGACAUUGUACCUAAUUUGGACGUCAAGGGUAUUUAUAAGGUCCUCGCGUCUUAGACCCCCCCUCUCCCUUCUCAAAGUUGGUCACAAUAGGAGAUCAUGCUGAAAUUUUCGAAGAACAACAUUGAAAAUAGGGGAGGGUGAGGGGAGUUGCUUAAUCUUAGAGAUGUGGGAUUUUAUGCGAUGUUUAGUAAGAAAGAGUGUUUUCCAGGUCGUGUCUCAACAUUUUUGCAACUGGUUGUAGCAACGUGGCCACCUCGCAACAACAUGAAGACGAUUAAGAGUUUGAUUCACCCGCAAGUGGGGAAUCUGCGGUGCAGGUAUGUCCAGCUACAUGUUUUUUUUUUUUUAGGCAUCUCACAUUGGUGACUUUAUAGCCUUUCACAUAAAUGGCAGUCGGUUUGUUAUUAUUUUGUAUGAAUCCAUUAGAGCUACUGGCCUAUAUGUUGGAGUUAAAUUUGUUUAUAUUUUUCUGAUAAGUUAACUCUGAAUACAAAGAAGAGGUUAUUGGCCACCAUUCAUGAAAAAAGGUAAAUUAGAUAUAGCUUCUUUGUUUUUCUAAGGAAGCUGGAGAGGGAGCCGGACAGUAAUGAAAUUGAAGAAAUGGAAGAAGAGGUUGAGGAGUAUGCAGUAACCGAUCCCCUUUUGUCAUCAAACUCAAUGCAGGUAUUUCCGGGCAGACUUCCACUUGCUUUGCUUAAUAAAUGGCAUGCUUCUUACAUUCUUAUCAAAAAUCAUACUUAUUGUUAGGUUGAACAAACUACUGAAACAACUCCAACAGAAAGUUCAGUGCAUGCAGAUAUGGAUACAAGUAACUCACUGUGCUCAUCAAGCUUGGUGAUAAGGGAUUUCUUUUAUUUCAAAGAAAACGUGUAACAGUACCAUAAACACCCGUUCAAUUUAAUUGGGACUCGUUCAAUAUAAUUGGGACUAAUUGCUGUUAGCUGUUAUUGCCUGUUAUCAGCCAUUAGAGCCAAUCAGGAUCAAGAUUAUCUUAGGCUAAGAGCUAGUCUAAUGUUAUCAGAUAACAAACCCAUUAGAUCCAAUGGCAAGCUUGUUAGUGAAUAACGGGAUAACAGCUAAUAACAGCUAAUAAUACUUCACCCAUUAUACCCAAUCACAAGUUUGUUAGAGAAUAACGGGAUAAUAUGUUACAUUCCACAAGUGUGAAUUUGACCCGUGAGGUAAAAAUCUAUUUCAUGACAAGUCAGUGCAUCAUUCUCGAGUACAUACUGGAAGGCUGCACGCAUAUAUGCACAUUUGAUCCAUUAGCUGCCGUGAACUCAUCUAAAACUCUUUUUGGUUUAUUUAUCAUGUUUUUGAAAAACGUCAAAAUUUUACCGUUUUCAAAUAACCGAUAGGCUUUUUAACCCAGCACCUACGAAACAGUGGAAUGUUCAAGAAUAGAACAAGAAAAUCAGAAAAUUACUUUAUGAUCUUUGAAGAAGCGUAGCUCAUAACGAGCAUGCAACUAUCCAACGAUCUCUCGAUAAUAGGUCAGUGAUACAAUAGUUGUGAAUAGGAAACAGAACAAAUCAGCACUGCCCAGAGGAAGUUUAUCAGUUAUCAAGUGACAAUUGCUGACAUUCCAGCCCAUUCCUGCACGCAAAUUUCUUAGACAGUACACUAACACAUUUAUUUUCUUAAGUUAAAACGAUCUUUACACUUCCCUUUAUUUCACCUUGAUUUAACGAUGAAAUCUGUUUAGAAUGAAAAGAAAGGCAAACUUGACGUCACCUAAGGAAAAACUGCCGUUUCCGUUUUUCAUUUUGCACUAAGCAUCACUUUUUAAACACAUAUUUAUACGUAAAAUGUAUUAACUUUUAUACAGAAAAAUUUUGAAAGGCCAGAAAGGUUUUACUCUGACACGUUUUGAGAAACCUUUUGUUUGACCAUUAUUCGGCGAUCGAUCAGAUUUAAAGGGCACAUUUUUACGCGCCCUAAAAAGUUGUUAGAAGAAAGUAGCGAGUAUAAGUUAUUUAGUCAUACGGCGGCGGGACUUGACGGAACGCAAACAGAACGUUACAAUCUAAUGGCAUACGAGCGACUGCAGGCAUCUCAUGACAUGUCGACUUUGAGAUAACUAUCAACGGCUUUGAAUUCUUUCCAUGUGCGAGAAAACAAAAAGUAUGCAGACAGGACCAAAGCGGCAAUAUGUUAUGGCGAUAAUGGCCGAUAAUCAAGGCACCAUCAAUUGUGAUGAAUGGUGAACAAAUCUACUCUUUUUGCUGAACAUUUUAAACGGUAUUACAAACACUCUCUAUUUGAGUCAUGCUUGUCACAAAACUCUUUCAUUCCCAUUCAUAUUAAACAAUUACUUUCGUUAUCCGUUUUGGCGCCAAAGUCGGUACCUUUGCGCCAACUUUAAUUCUCGUCACGUCUACUGGUGUAAAAUCGAUGUAAUGGAAACAGAAGCCUGUUCGAAGGUGCAGUAGAAAACUCAAAGUUUCUUACGAAAAGUUCCCUUAAGAAUCGACAUAUUAUAAUGCCCCCCCAAAAUAAUAUAAAACGCUUACCUCAGGUGGGUGUUACUUCAUUUUCAUCUGGAAGAAUAUAUCACAAAAAGUAUUAUGAUGUGUAUGUAUCCUUUCGCGUCCAGCAAUGGCCUUUUUUCUCGUCUCUCUUAAUUCCGGAAGUGAGUUUCGUUUACGACACCUUUCGGAAGUAAAAAUUUCGAGGACUACGCUUUCUGCUCUCAUUUUUGGACUUGCCCCAGAGCAAAAGAUUUCCCUAGGAAUUCUCCAUGUUCACAUGAAAGGACGGCUUAUGUGGGAGAGUGGGUACGCACACAAUAGCCCUUUCUGCUCUCGUUAACUUUAACAACCGGCUAAUCGACAUUUUCCGGCUGUACUCUCUUCACUAUUUGAUAUUCCCGUAUUCUUGCAUUUAAUCAAUUUUGUAUAUACAUUGUUUUAUUCAAGUAAGCAUGAUUUAAAGUAUACUACAUAUUAUUUUAGACUUUAUUUUUCCGAGCAUGGAAUUUGCUGACAAUAAGAAAACCGUGACUCAGGCUUGAAAUGUCAAGCGGGCAACAUUUUUCGGCUUAUCUCUGUUCUCCCCCAAUCGCGAAUUUUAACAACUUUUCUUAUCAAAUGUUUUAUUCGCGUGAAAUAUGCUACAAUAGAUCACAUUGAUUAAAACGUGUAGUCAUUAAGCAUUCUAAUGGAAGUAAAACCGUGACUUAUCGUGAAUCAGUGUGUAAAUUAAUAUAGGUACAAAAAUCAUUGUACAUAAUUGUUCUACUGGUCCACUUUGUGAUUUUAGCACUUUAAAAUUUUCUAAAAACUUGCAACAAAAAUUAUUGUCAGAUUGCCAUACUCACAAACAAAAGAAAAAACACUUCAAUAAACCAAGGGUAAAAAUUGAAGCGCCAACAUAUUUUGCAGAGUCUUUCAAAUAAUGCUAUGCCGGGCUAACAAAAUCAUAAAUCGGAGGUACAGCUGUCUCGGGUUACAACCACGAUAAAUCUCGACAAUCCUUUAUUAAUGGAUAAAUAAAUCUAGAAAUAAGUGUGCAUGCUUGACUUUAACUAUGGUAAAGAACAUUUCAUACGUAUUCGGGCUGGACAGAUUCAGCCACUUACAACACCGGCUCAUUUUUAACCGGCCCUAUGUGUCUUCUUCAGUUUCGCAACAUGCACACAGAAAACGCCAAAAAUACUCCAAAUACAGGGAAUAGAUAAAAAUAUUUGCCACAAAAAGCGCCAAAUUUACUUUUUAUUGAUGUCAAGUUUUUCACUUGCACACUCUUACUAUCGUCAAUGACCUCUACAUUGCGACAGAAUAUGAAUUCUGGCGCUACUUUAUCCCAGUCCUUUUUUUGAGGCCACUGAAAAAUUCCGUUUCUCUCUGUCAGAAAAUGUUCAGCAAAAAGAGUAGAUUUGUUCACCAUUCAUCACAAUUGAUGGUGCCUUGAUUAUCGGCCAUUAUCGCCAUAACAUAUUCCCGCUUUGGUCCUGUCUGCAUACUUUUUGUUUUCUCGCACAUGGAAAGAAUUCAAAGCCGUUGAUAGUUAUCUCAAAGUCGACAUGUCAUGAGAUGCCUGCAGUCGCUCGUAUGCCAUUAGAUUGUAACGCUCUGUUUGCGUCCGUCAAGUCCCGCCGCCGUAUGACUAAAUAACUUAUACUCGCUACUUUCUUCUAACAACUUUUUAGGGCGCGUAAAAAUGUGCCCUUUAAAUCUGAUCGAUCGCCGAAUAAUGGUCAAACAAAAGGUUUCUCAAAACGUGUCAGAGUAAAACCUUUCUGGCCUUUCAAAAUUUUUCUGUAUAAAAGUUAAUACAUUUUACGUAUAAAUAUGUGUUUAAAAAGUGAUGCUUAGUGCAAAAUGAAAAACGGAAACGGCAGUUUUUCCUUAGGUGACGUCAAGUUUGCCUUUCUUUUCAUUCUAAACAGAUUUCAUCGUUAAAUCAAGGUGAAAUAAAGGGAAGUGUAAAGAUCGUUUUAACUUAAGAAAAUAAAUGUGUUGGUGCACUGUCUAAGAAAUUUGCGUGCAGGAAUGGGCUGGAAUGUCAGCAAUUGUCACUUGAUAACUGAUAAACUUCUUCUGGGCAGUGUUGAUUUGUUCUGUUUCCUAUUCACAACUAUUGUAUCACUGACCUAUUAUCGAGAGAUCGUUGGAUAGUUGCAUGCUUGUUAUGAGCUACGCUUCUUCAAAGAUCAUAAAGUAAUUUUCUGAUCUUCUUGUUCUAUUCUUGAACAUUCCACUGUUUCGUAGGUGCUGGGUUAAAAAGCCUAUCGGUUAUUUGAAAACGGUAAAAUUUUGACGUUUUUCAAAAACAUGAUAAAUAAACCAAAAAGAGUUUUAGAUGAGUUCACGGCAGCUAGUGGAUCAAAUGUGCAUAUAUGCGUGCAGCCUUCCAGUAUGUACUCGAGAAUGAUGCACUGACUUGUCAUGAAAUAGAUUUUUACCUCACGGGUCAAAUUCACACUUGUGGAAUGUAGCAUAUUAUCCCGUUAUUCUCUAACAAACUUGUGAUUGGGUAUAACGGGUGAAGUAUUAUUAGCUGUUAUCAGCUGUUAUCCCGUUAUUCACUAACAAGCUUGCCAUUGGAUCUAAUGGGUUUGUUAUCUGAUAACAUUAGACUAGCUCUUAGCCAAAGUCGACAUGUCAUGAGAUGCCUGCAGUCGCUCGUAUGCCGUUAGAUUGUAACGCUCUGUUUGCGUUCCGUCAAGUCCCGCCGCCGUAUGACUAAAUAACUUAUACUCGCUACUUUCUUCUAACAACUUUUUAGGGCGCGUAAAAAUGUGCCCUUUAAAUCUGAUCGAUCGCCGAAUAAUGGUCAAACAAAAGGUUUCUCAAAACGUGUCAGAGUAAAACCUUUCUGGCCUUUCAACAUUUUUCUGUAUAAGAGUCAAUACAUUUUACGUACAAAGAUGUGUUUAAAAAGUGAUGCUUAGUGCAAAAUGAAAAACGGAAACGGCGGUUUUUCCUUAGGUGACAUCAAGUUUGCCUUUCUUUUUAGGGAGCGCGUCCAAAUAUCGGUAGGGAACCCGAUCAUGGGAAAUGGACCCGAUUAAUUUUCCGACUGUUCGGAAUCGGUACCGAUCUGUAGGCACCAGUUGCCGUUUCCGAUUACGAUAAAAACUUUGCCGAUUUAUACAUAAAAUGAAGCGUGUCACGAAACCAAAAGAGUCGUUUCACUCCAAAGUAAUUUGUAUCGACUGUACCUUUUUCCUACUCCAUAACAAAUAACAAUAGUGUAUGUUCCAUGUUGUGUUUCUAGUUUGUUGAUUUGAUGAGUGCCUACACGUGAUUUUCGACGUUUUGCAGAGGUAUUUCCUUCAGUCGAUCGCAGACAUCACGCUGCUCCAUAAAAUUUAUUCUAUGAAAAUUAAAAGGAGUUAAAUAUUACGACGCAAAACACCACUGUUCUUCGUUGAUACAUAGCAAACAAAACACCAUACUGAGUAGUGUGUUCUUUACUCGAUACUUUCUAACAAUGCAAUCCAAAAACACAACCAGAACUCACUUUCUCGAAACACAACUGGAUGCAUAGACUUGUUACAAGUAGACCUCAACGGGUUUCCUAGCGAGCGGAGCGAGAGCAAACCCAUGGAUAAUAUAAAACCACGGGAUAAAUUUUUACGAAAAUUUGCGACUUUCAUUCAACGAUCCUAAACGCAAGGUGCAAUGCGAUCUGCGGCAAAAAAUACCGACCAAUUAGAUUGCGGCCUAAGAUUGUCUCCAGGAAAUUAGCAAAAAGAACUGAACGAUUCCCACACUCGUGAGUCACGGAAAACACGGAACGAAGUUUCAUACAAAGAGAGGAUGGCUUAGCGACUUAGCUGUUCUGUGAGCUAGAGAAUGGUGCCACGUGAAAUUGCUUUCCAUUCUCAGCGCUUACGAAAAUUUGCACUUGACUCAAGGUGGCUGACUUUUUGACAAAAAGCAAAACCUUUUUUACCGGAGUGUUCAACUAAAGCAAACUGUGCAUAUAUCCGAUAAGUUUGACUCAAUUUAAUAGCGGAAAGAGAAUCGAGAAAGAGAAAACCAGUUGAGCGCCUCCAUCAGUCACGUUUUUGAGUUCAUAUGCAACCAGUAAACAACUUGCAGCCUGAUUCUCAGACGAUGUCCUCUUCUCUCCUGUGGCAAUUUAAGCAGUUAAAGAACACAACAUGGUAACAACAUUUGCAUUUUGGUCGUGGAUGUUCUGACUUCUUUGUAUUUUUUUCUCUUAAAGUCCUAAACUGGUUAUUCCUUUAAAGAUUUCUUUCAUCAUGCGAUUUGGGUUCCGGUUAGCACGGGCCCAAGCUAUUUUAAAAUUAUCAUUUUGAGAUCGUACACUUGCGAUGUACAUUGCGCCGUCUUUCACUCAAAAGAUGCUCUUCAGCGUUGUUGAAUGACCUGCUGUUUCUUCUCGUGCUCAUUUUGAUACACAAAUUUAAUAUUUUCUGGUCAUACUCCGUCAUAGGUAAAUACAAACAAAUGUUCGAAACUGUGACGUUAAAUUUCGGUUCAAACAAGACACAUUUAUAAGAAAGAUAAUGUUAAUAAUAAGAAGAAACACUUUAUCUGCUGGUCUACAACAUUUAAAUUGGAAAUUUAACGUGUUUGUGCAUCGAGAACCAACAUUCACGCUUUUGCUUUUGUGACGGGUUAUUUGAGCUGCCAGAUAUUUUUGAUGACCUUUGUUAAUUGGCCCGAUAAAGACUUGAGACCCGUUGCCGAUUCCGACAUUCAACAGAAUCGGAAAAAAUCGGUGCCCAAUUGAUUGGCAUCGGUGUGACCCGAUGCCGAUAUUUGGACGCGUUGCCUUAUUCUAAACAGAUUUCGUUGUUUAAUCAAAGUGAAAUAAAGGGAAGUGUAAAGAUCGUUUUAACUUAAGAAAAUAAAUGUGUUGGUGCACUGUCUAAGAAAUUUGCGUGCAGGAAUGGGCUGGAAUGUCAGCAAUUGUCACUUGAUAACUGAUAAACUUCUUCUGGGCAGUGUUGAUUUGUUCUGUUUCCUAUUCACAACUAUUGUAUCACUGACCUAUUAUCGAGAGAUCGUUGGAUAGUUGCAUGCUUGUUAUGAGCUACGCUUCUUCAAAGAUCAUAAAGUAAUUUUCUGAUCUUCUUGUUCUAUUCUUGAACAUUCCACUGUUUCGUAGGUGCUGGGUUAAAAAGCCUAUCGGUUAUUUGAAAACGGUAAAAUUUUGACGUUUUUCAAAAACAUGAUAAAUAAACCAAAAAGAGUUUUAGAUGAGUUCACGGCAGCUAGUGGAUCAAAUGUGCAUAUAUGCGUGCAGCCUUCCAGUAUGUACUCGAGAAUGAUGCACUGACUUGUCAUGAAAUAGAUUUUUACCUCACGGGUCAAAUUCACACUUGUGGAAUGUAGCAUAUUAUCCCGUUAUUCUCUAACAAACUUGUGAUUGGGUAUAAUGGGUGAAGUAUUGUUAGCUGUUAUUAGCUGUUAUCCCGUUAUUCACUAACAAGCUUGCCAUUGGAUCUAAUGGGUUUGUUAUCUGAUAACAUUAGACUAGCUCUUAGCCUAAGAUAAUCUUGAUCCUGAUUGGCUCUAAUGGCUGAUAACAGGCAAUAACAGCUAACAGCAAUUAGUCCCAAUUAUAUUGAACGAGUCCCGAUUAAAUUGAACGGGUGUUCAUAUUACCUUUAUUAUAAUAAUUAUUACAUCUAUUGUUAUGAGAAUUUGACUUUUGUUCUUCUAACAAUAUUGUAGGACCAUGUCUCACCACAAUUUCUACCUGCUGCUGCAUAAACAGGAAGCAAGCAGCAUUAUUUUUUUAUUGAGUGUUAGUCCACUUUGAAUUUCUUCAAAGUAUCUUCAAACUGCCGUACUUCAUUUUUACUGUCGUGCACAAUAAGUCACAAAGAAACCCACAAACCCCCAAAAGGAAGUUAUGGUCUUUAAAACACAGCGGGCAACUGCAACAGCAAUUUAAAAGAAAAACAUUUGUUAGAACUCGCACAAAUGUUUCACUCUGAUGCCAUUUUGGCCAUGUCAUUGUAGACUCAUUCACUCAUUUUAGAUUACUAAUGUAUACUAAAUAUGUGGACUAGGGCCAAUACAAAAGCCAUUUAAAGUGACAGUUUUUUACAUGUAAAGAUAUUAAAAGCUGCACUUUCAACUUAUUGACAGGCACAUGAAAAUCAAGCUGAAUGCAGCACUUGUCAAGACCUCUCUACAGAGAAGAAAGAACUCAAAAAAGAGAUCAAAGUAUUGCGAUUUAAAGUCACCAGACUGACUAACAAGCUGGAAAGCAACCAAAAGCAGUGGGUGGAGACUUUGCAGGAGAUCCAGUUAGAUGCAUCUAAAGAUCAUUUAGUGUCAGAUUGUGGUGCGUGUUCUGAGUUUGUGUUGGGUUGGGGGGGGGGGGAAGAGUAUUCCAAAUUGUGGGCUAUACAAGACUUUGCAGUUAUUCUCAUUUGUGCUGUUUAUCUUUGAUGGAUACUCCAUGUACAUUAAUAAAAACGCAGUCAACCCUUGGUUUGCAAACAACAUCCAAUUUUUUUUCCCAUUUAGUACAAAUUACAGAAACUAUUCCAUCAUAUAAAAUAAAUAAUGUAUUUGUCGUUGAUAGGCUACAAAUAUAGAUAGUCUAAGCCAUAAUGAUUCCUUUUCUCUAGAUAACACAGCACAAGCUCACAAUGCUAAUUCCACUGUGUUUGGUGACCAGAAUAACAGUGUAGAUGACUUUACAGAGAUUAGUGAUGACAAUGAAGAGCCAGAGACUGAUGAUGAUCCUGACUGGACUCCUGAAAAAUUAGAUGAAGUCUAUCCAGAAUUAGGAGACGAUAAUGUGAAUGACAGCCAAACAACAAAGCCUAGGUACUGUAUAGGAUGUACCAUAACUUACUAGUUAAUGUAGACAUACGCAUGCAAGUGUGGUCCAUCUUGUCUUGAAUAAAAAUCUCAUUAUUUGUGAAGUAAAAAAAGGGAGAAGAAGCCUUUCUACCCCCCUAUCCCUUCCUAAAAAAGGCACAUCCACCACAGUGACACCAUUAAAUGUGUUGUCCUGGAGAUAUACAUGUAUUAGUACGUUAAGAGAGAGUACCAUACACUAAUUAUUUCUUUGUAUGACUUUAAAUGCAUCUUCCCUGACUUGACAUUGGAUGAAAAAUGGGAAAUAUCUGACUCAUUUCUAAAAUUACUAUUAUUAUUUAUCACACAACAGGCUGAACUGCACAGGAAAGAACAAGCGUGAGGAGGCUAAAGGCAUUGUUUUUUUAUCCAAGCUAUUACUACUGUUUCAGUACUGCCAUUAUUGUCUUACUCCCAACCCUGAAACUGUUUGCACACAAACAGGAACUCUAUUGACCAUUAAAGCCAAAUGCAGCAGUUGUCAAGAGAUAUUUACCUGGGAAAGCCAGCCAUUCCUUAUGGGCAAAUUUCCAGCAGGCAACCUUCUCACCAGCUUUGCAACUCUUUGUGCUGGAGCAUCAAUAAAGAAAAUGUUGACAGCGUUUCGGCACAUGGGGGUACUUGUCUACAAUGAGCCCACCUACUACUACCAUCAGCGGCAUCUCCUCAUUCCCACUAUCAUCUCAUUCUGGCGUAAAUACCAAACAAAACUGCUGGAUUCCCUGAAAGGAAAAGAAGUAGUUUUAGCAGGAGAUGGGCACCACGACAGCAUGGGCUACUCAGCUGGAUUCCCUGAAAGGAAAAGAAGUAGUUUUAGCAGGAGAUGGGCACCACGACAGCAUGGGCUACUCAGCAAAAUAUGGCACUUAUACUAUAUUUUAUUGUACUGUUGGCCUUAUUAUUCACAUUGUUUUAUUACAGGCAAGUGAAAAAACCUCAUAAAAAUCAUACAGUCAUGUAGUAAAACCAAACCCAAAGCAAGGGUAAAUUAAAUUUCAAUAAUUAUUAUAAAUAUCUAUGAACUGCAGAAUUAGAAAAGCAAGGCCAUGUUAAAGAAAUGUGGUCAAAAGACAAAAUCUGAAUGCUUGGACUGAAAAAAAAAAUCACAUUUAUAACAAAACACCCUUCUGUCUUGUAUUUUCUAGGCUAAUCAGGCAGGAAGCAGUUCUGGUAUCGAGUUUAUGGCCUUCAAGGAAGCCAUGACAUAUAUUCUAGCCACAGGCAUGAUUGUCAAGUCAUUUAUCUCUGACCGCCAUGCUUCCAUUGCUAAGUGGAUGAGAGAAGAAUGUGGAAAGAAGUGUGCUGAACUUGGCAAGCCAGUUAUCAAUCAUUUUUUUGAUCUUUGGCUCAUUGGGAAAAGUAUGCAAAAACAAUAAGUAACCUAGUAUGUUUUCAUCGUAUGUAAUCAUAUACUUAUAUCAAUAUUACCAUUACUUCUUUUUAUUAUAGUUAUUGUCGUACCUUACCCUAGGGCACAGUGCAAAAAACCUAUGACCUAGAAUCUGUAGUGAAAUAGUACUCACAUUAUCAGAGGAGACAAUGUCUCUGCUUCUCUGCGCCUUGAUCAAAUUUAUUGUACAUGUAUAUUGUAGAAAAGCACUUAAUGUUGAAUUGUUUUGCUAUUUUCACAGAAAUCCAAAAAGUUCUAACAAAACUGAGCAAGGAAAUAAAAUUGUGAGAUCGUUGGAGGAAGGCCUGUGUUAGACAUUUUUACUGGGCAGUGACCUCGACUCAAGAAAGUCUUGGAAAGGUCAAGGUUUCAAAGUUCCAAGCAUUCCUCAGUCAUGUCAUCAACAAACACAAGAACCUUCCUAAUAGGCUCUUCAAUGCUUGUGCUCACGGUGAAGUCAUCACACAAAAAGUAUGGAUGUCUAAAGGUACAAAAGCCUCACUUGCUGCCGCACUCUAUGUUGACCUUAUUAUGUUGACCAAACGUCUUGGAUAUAGGACUACAUAACUGUAUCAUUGCAAAGCUUGGUUGAGCUAUUUUUGGUCAUGUUCAAGAAUUUCAGCCCCAUCUGCUCAAAUGCAACUAGAAACUGUCAACAAUUGAAAAAAAUAUGAAAAAUAUGAGAUAUCACUGUCCUUUUUCUAUUUUCCACUAAAUAAAAAAAUAAUUUACAACUAGUGACCACCUGAUUUAUAAAUUUCAUCUAAAAACCACAAUAUGACAAACAUUUCCCCUGUAUUGCUGCCUUACUAAAGGAAUAGAAAAAGCUUCCUCAGUUGAGCAAACAAGCUGCCUGGAAGGGUAUCAUUCAGUAGUCAACCAAUUUGCCCCAAAGAUGCUGGCCUACUCAUACCUGGGAAUGCUUUGUAGGUACGUGAAAUUGAAGGCUUAUGUAUUUAAACAUAGCAACACUAAAGUUAAUCUUGAAAAAGUAUGA